GAGCCCACAACUCGACAUAAUUUGUCAGCAAUCACAAGUAGAACAUGUACAUAAACCCAUCCGAGGAUCACCCUAAGAAGUGCACAGUACAGUAGUAUGGUCGUCAUUGAGGAUUACCCAGGAUGGAGAGGAAGACAUACACAUUAAGAGACAUAGAGGACGAGGACUGAUAUAUAAAAGAGGAGAGCCAGAGUGAAUACAACAGUUUUGCGAGCAGUGAAAAUAAGGUAAUUUUCCUUUGCAAACAAUUGUCAGGAAACAAAUUCAGUAAGAAUAGCCUGUAAACAUACCAAGUACAACCUCAAGUUAACCUCUUCAUCAUGCAACAAUAACUUGGUAUUUACUGCAGUAGUAACCUAGUCAUUAGUGCUGGUCGUGUAGUAUAAUUGUCAACUGUAUUUACACUCACCUUGAUAUUACAGAUAUUACAUAAUCAACAUUAGCUUAUGCUCAAUAAGUUUCAGCUUUUCAACAAUACUGUAAUAGAUUACCGUAUCCUGAUAUUUGGCUGUGGAUGUUGUGAAGUAAGUGUCAGGACACAAGAAAGCCCAUACACAAAAGACCUUGUUCAAUGUUUCAUUGGCCUUUGUUGAGAAAAGUGAUAAGAUGGAGUCUUACUCAGAAGAACAGUCACUUCAUUGUUCAGAAUGCUUUAAAGUAUUUAAAAAAAAAUCUCAGUUAGAAAGACAUACGAAAGUUCAUACAGGAGAGAAAUCGGUUCAUUGUCCAGAGUGUCAUAAAGGUUUGUCAUGUAAAUCUCAUCUAGAAGCACAUCUGAGAGUUCAUACAGGAGAGAAACCAUUUCAGUGUCCAGAAUGUCACAAAGAUUUCUCAGAAAAAUCCUCUUUGGUAAGACAUAUGAGAGUUCAUACAGGAGAGAAAGCAGUGUACUGUCCAGAGUGUCAUAAAGGUUUGUCAUGUAAAUCUCAUCUUGAUGCACAUCUGAGAGUUCAUACAGGAGAGAAACCAUAUCAGUGUCCAGAAUGUCUCAAAGAUUUCUCAGAAAAAUCCUCUUUGGUAAGACAUAUGAGAGUUCAUACAGGAGAAAGACCAUUUCAGUGUUCAGAAUGUCCUAAAGGCUUUUCAAGUCAUCCACAUCUUGUAACACACAUGAGAUUUCAUACAGGAGAGAAACCAUUUCAGUGUCCAGAAUGUCUAAAGGGAUUUUCAGAAAAAUCUUCUUUAGUAAAACAUAUGAGGCUUCAUACAGGAGAGAAGGAGUUUCGGUGUCCUGAGUGUCUUAAAGAUUUCAGAGAAAGACAUCAAUUAGUAAGACAUUUACGAGUCCAUACAGGAGAUAAGCCAUAUCAGUGUCCCGAGUGUCUUAAAGACUUCUCAGAAAAAUCUUCUUUAGUAAAACAUAUGAGAAUUCAUACCGGGGAGAAACCUUAUCACUGUUCAGAAUGUCUUAAAGAUUUUUCACGUCAAUCUCAUCUAGUAACACACAUGAGAGUUCAUACUGGAGAGAAACCGUUUCAGUGUACAGAAUGCCUGAAAGGCUUUUCAGAAAAAUCUUCUUUGGUGAAACAUAAGAGAGUUCAUACAUGAUAGAAACCAUUCCAGUUUUCAGUGUUACAAGUUAUUCAGAUAAAUUACAUCUGGUAGAACAUAUGAAAGAUCUUAUAGAGAAAGUUUUUUAUUUUUUAUUUAAUGUACCGUAUAUACAUGUGUAUAAUAGUUUGACCCCUGAUUUUGGGGUAAAAAGCCUGAUUUUUCCAUACAGUAUACCUCUUGUAUAAUUGAACCCUAGCUUUUGAGAAAUACUAGAUGUUAUACUAGACAUAAUUUGUAGCAAGACACUAGAUUAACACCAACGUGUCUUUGCCAUGACCACCACCACAACUUGUGAUGCUAUGAAACUGAAUUCCCGCCAGUUACUAACUCCUAAGAGGAAUAAGAUAAAAUAACAUAUACCUGUACAGUAAAUUUAAGGAAUAAAUAAAAAAAUAAAAAAUAUUUUCUUCCCAUUUGGCUGCUAGACGAUAAAUUCUGUCAAUCGUUUCACUACACAAGGGAGACAGCUGAGAUCCCUCACUCCCCCCUCCCCCGGUAAAGUGAACUCUUUACACAUGCUUUUGACCUUAUGAUAAACUUUUUUUUUAGCACAUUCUGUAAAAUUGUGUGUACAUGUAACAGUAAAAAAAAAAAAGAAGAAAAUCGCGUAUACUGUAUCUACCCUAAAUUAUGCAUUUAAAAAGAACCAUAACAUCGCUGAUGAGUCAUGGUGUUACUAUUACAUAUACUGUACAAAACUUAAUACUGAAAAACAAGCUGAAAUA
Molecule: messenger RNA, 2279 nt
Organism: Homarus americanus (American lobster)
Lineage: Eukaryota; Metazoa; Arthropoda; Malacostraca; Decapoda; Nephropidae
Product: gastrula zinc finger protein XlCGF8.2DB-like
Exons: 2
Coding region: 607-1548 (313 amino acids)
Source: RefSeq, a predicted model, not a curated record